AUGGCUCUGCAGGAGGCGAAGCCCCAGGGCCCAAGAGAAACUGGACUGGCGGCGCGGAGGCGCAGGGGCCGGCCCGGGACGCGCGGGCUCGGUGGGGUCGGCGGCGGAGCGGCGUGCAGCCCGGGCGUGAGAGGCUCCGGACCGGCGCUGGUCCCCCGGGCCGCCGCGUCCCAGGAAGCACCGCUGCCGCCGCCGCUGCCGCCGCCGCCGCUGCUGCUGCUGGGACUCCUGCUGCUGGCGGCCCUUCCUGAGCACUGCCUGGCCGACCCGGGAACAGGCGAUCUACAGAUAACCGUCACCCCAAACCCAGAGUCAUUUCCUCCUGGGAAAUUGUUACCGAUUUCACCAACAUGGCCUUUCUCAGAAGUCCAGUCUUCCUCGGCAGCGGACAGAAUCAAGAAUGUGCUCGGACCGUCCCCUGACAACACCAGCGUGCUGCAGUUCACCCGGACACCUCCUCCCAAGACACACCGCAGAGCGAGGGCUCAUGGGGACUUCUCCUCUUCCCCUUACCAAGGAAGCGGCUAUAGCGCCUCCUUCGAGCCUUACAAGGAUUCCACUGAGUCGCUGGUCCACCCAAGAUCUCAAGGGGGAAAAGAAACAACCAGCGUGUCAGGUUUGCCUCACACUAGCAUGCUCCCCGCAUUGUCCUCUGUCCCAUCAGUGCCAUCCUUGAGCCCUGUCCUCCCAUCUCAGCCCGUAUGGGUAGGGACUCCUUCCAUCUCAAAACGACAUACUCUGGGGUCAGACAUCCUUCCACUUCUCCCUCCAUCUCCAUCCUCUUCAUUGGUUACUGACUCACCUCAUUCCACCAUCUUUUCUAAGCCAGCUGAGCAACCCACCAAAGUGCCUUUAUUCCCCCAAAGAGCUCCAAUGGACUCCUCUUCAACUCAGAGUGUACCUAAUCCCCUAAACCCAUUUGCUGAUGAAAUGAACCACACUCCAUCCAAAAAUGCCCAGGAUUUAAUAGGUAUCCCUCGUCUAGGUUUUUCUGGGUCUUCGACAAAGCAGUACUCACAGCUGCCCUCCAUGGAGAGCCCUCGCUCAGCGAGCUCCCCAACGCCGGAGUUUUUGAGCUCCAGGGCAGAGCUGGCUCAUCUGUCUCCCCCUCCCCUAGCACCUGGAAGUCUUCACCUGUCAGGUGGAACUCCCUCAUGGUCAAGGUUGGAAGUGGCUUCAAGCCCUGCAUCCACCCAGCCAGCUGAAGCUGAGGUGGCUGAAAGAGUGCACAGUGGGGUGCCUUUGACGAGCACAGCAAUAGCAGCAACCCGUGAGACCAUGCCUUCACUUUUUCAGACUGCUGAGUCAGUGGCGGUGGAAAUGACCAGCAGAAAGCUGGCCCCCACCACUGCAAAGGACUCUGCUAACCCACUGCUUUUGUCAGCAGCCCCAGAGAAUUCGGAAGGGCCCUCCCUUUCAGCAGAACACACAUCUUUCUCUUCGAUGCCUUCCCCUCUGCCUCCCACUACAGCCAGCCAAGGACAAGCCAACCUUUCCAGAGCCGUUCCUGCAUCACCAUCAAAGGGCGCAGUGGCAGACGUUCCCUCCACGCCUACUUUCCUACGGCCGGCGCAGAAUCAUUCCUCUCCCUCCGCCAAGCCCGAAAUGCUGACUCCUCAGGCCAAGGGCCUUGAUGGACACCCUCCUCCUGCAGCUACGGACUUUCUCCCCUCAAGCAAAUUUCCUAAUCUCCUUGCCACGACUCGGGCAUUUCCCCUGCAGAAAGAAGACAGCGUGACAGCUGUUUUCAAGAAAAACGAAAAGGCAAACUUCACAGUUGCUCUCCAGGCCCUUCCAAGUAAAGAGAUUUGGAGUCUUCACACAGUAGAUGGAUUCACCUCUGAUUUUACCGCUGAUCGUAGUUCACCCACUGUCACUACAACACCCAGAACAAACCUUCCUUCCGAAUUACCUCCACGUUCCAUCUCCUCUGUACGAGCCACCCAGACUGUUUCCCCGUCUCCCAGCUCUUCCACCAGCAAUCCAGAGACCUACACAGCUGCCACGGACCAUUCUGAGCUGCCAGUUUCAACUUCCAAACGGGUGAUAGCAUCUCCCUCCUCCACUGAGGUCUAUGAUUUCUCAACAAUGGGAAGUGUGAAGAAGCCAGCAGUCACAGAUGUUUUCUGGAGUUCUCUUUCAGCAGAAACUGGAUCCCUUUCCACAGAACCAACGUUAUCUGGCUUGCAGCAGCAAACAAAUUAUGAUACCAAUGGGCACACAAUGAGCUCCACAAGUUGGAAAACUUAUUCAGCUUCCUCUGCUGCUCCCAGUGAUUUAGCUUCAGCUGUUAGUACAAUAGAAUCUCAGGAUUUCCAAGACACUGCUGGGCAUUCAGCAACUGCAGAAGGCUUUAGUAUUCAGGAUCCAGUCCUUGACACAAGCACCAAUCAACUAGUCCAACAAUCAGACGUUACCAUGGUUGGAAACCAUACAGACAUUCUGUCCGUUAGUAAUGACAACCACCCCAGAGUCUUCCAAACAUCUGAGGUUGAAGAUUACCCAUCCACAAGUCAAUAUGUCCAGUCUCAUCCCCAUCUGCAGCGGCCUGUCCAUCCAACACAUUCUCUCUUGCUAACCUCUCCAAGUCUGCCUUCCACAGCUGGUCUGCGGGAAAUGUUUUCAGAUGGAAUGGAUACAAGUUUCCAAAUUUCCAGCGGCAUCUAUCCAUCUCCUGUGAUAAAUGCUUCCACACCAUUCCAGAAUAUCCCAAGCUAUCACUCUACUGCUGAAUCUCCUCUGUCAACCAGCGCCUCAAUCAGGACCCCAUCCAAAGUGCUCCUGCCUUCUCAGCGCCCCAAGAAAUGGACAGGUGCAGCCACUAAUGCAGCGGACUCUGCGGUGUCCUUCAAGGCAGAACCCACAGCAGCAGCAGCUUCCACGUUGUUUCUGAGGAAAUCAAGCCCGCCGGCACUGUCUGCAGCCCUGGUUGCUAAGGGCACUGGCAGCAGCCCUUCGGCCGGGGUCUCAGGAUUAGUCAAGAGCAGUUUGACCACUGCUCUAGCUAAAAAUGUCACCAACAACACAGCAUCUGCCCCAAAGGCGACACCAGGGGCGGCCCAUUCAGCUUUCUCAUUCACUCCAACCUACAUGUUUGCAAGAUCCGCAUACACCAUGAACACUCACACAGCCAUGCAAGGGACCCCGGGCACCGCCUCUGGCCUGUUGUCCACCACACACCACACCAGGAAACCACAAGCCAUGCACACGAGCUUCCCGAACCCCACUAACUCGGACCUGCCCAGGGCGUCCACCACACGCGCGCUGACAAUCACGGCAGCGCUGACGUCCGUUACAGCACCAGUCAGGGCGACCCGGCUGCCGCCGCUGCUGGCAGAAAACCCAAACGCUGCUCUUCCCGCUGUGUCGACAGCUACGGUCACAGCUGGCAAAGUAGUGUCCAACCUGGAGUGCCAGAUGUCCAGUAAACUUUUGGUGAAGAUAGUUCUCUUUCUGACGCAAAGGAGAGUGCAGAUCGGUGAAACCUUGAGGCUCAAUGUCGCCAAAGGGCUCACACAGGCGUUGCGGAAGGCCUUCCACCAGAACGACGUCUCGGCUCACGUGGACAUUCUGGAACAUUCUCAUAACGUCACAGUUGGUUAUUAUGUUACCAAAGGGAGGCUGGUGUACUUGCCUUCCGUAGUGAUCGAAAUGCUGGGUGUUUACGGGGUCAGCAAUGUCACUGCAGAUCUGAAGCAGCACACCCCAAACUUGCAGUCUGUGGCAGUGCUCGCCUCCCCCUGGGAUCCCCAGCCUGCAGGCCACUUCCAGCUGAAAACAGUGCUUCAGUUUGUGAGCCAGUCUGACAACAUACAGUCCUGCAAGUUCGCCCAGGUAAUGGAACAGAGGCUGCAGAAGGCCUUCCAGGAUGCCGAGAAGAAGGUUCUGAACACCAAAAGCAACAUGACAAUUCAGAUUGUGAGCACAUCCAACGCUUCCCAGACUGUCACACUGGUGUACGUGGUGGGCAAUCGGAGCUCUUUCCUCAAUGGCACCGUGGCCAGCAGCCUCCUCCGCCAGCUCUCAGCUGAGCUGGUGGGGUUCUACCUCACCUACCCGCCGCUCACCAUCGCUGAACCACUGGAAUAUCCCAACCUUGACAUAUCAGAGACAACCAGAGACUAUUGGGUAAUUACAGUGCUGCAGGGCGUGGACAAUUCGCUGGUGGGUCUGCACAACCAGAGCUUCGCCCGGGUCAUGGAGCAGCGCCUGGCCCAGCUGUUCAUGAUGUCCCAGCAACAAGGCCGGAGGUUUAAACGAGCCACCACCCUGGGAAGCUACACCGUGCAGAUGGUAAAGAUGCAGCGGGUACCUGGACCCAAGGACCCAGCGGAGCUGACUUACUACACCCUGUACAAUGGGAAGCCUUUGCUGGGGACUGCAGCUGCCAAGAUCCUGAGCACCAUUGACUCCCAAAGGAUGGCCUUGACCUUGCAUCAUGUUGUCCUUCUGCAAGCUGACCCCGUGGUGAAGAACCCACCCAACAACCUGUGGAUCAUCGCCGCCGUGCUGGCGCCCAUUGCCGUGGUCACCGUCAUCAUCAUCAUCAUCACUGCCGUGCUCUGCCGCAAGAACAAGAAUGACUUCAAGCCAGACACCGUCAUGAACCUGCCUCAGAGAGCGAAGCCCGUGCAAGGCUUUGAUUAUGCCAAACAGCACCUGGGCCAGCAAGGGGCGGACGAGGAGGUCAUCCCCGUGACCCAGGAGACGGUGGUCCUCCCACUGCCUGUCAGAGAUGCUCCUGCCUCGCAGGAAAGGGACGUCGCCCAGGACGGAAGCACCAUCAAGACGGCCGAGUCCACCGAAACCAGAAAGAGCAGGUCGCCCAGUGAGAAUGGCUCUAUCAUCAGCAACGAAUCAGGGAAACCCAGCUCGGGGAGGCGCUCGCCCCAGAAUGUAAUGGCACAGCAGAAAGUGACAAAGGAGGAGGCACGGAAGAGAAAUGUGCCAGCGAGUGAUGAAGAGGAAGGAGCAGUCCUUUUUGACAACUCUGGCAAGGCGGCUGCCGAUCCUUUUGACACGUCUUCAGGAUCCGUGCAGCUGAUUGCAAUAAAACCCACGGCCCUCCCUGUGGUGCAUCCCCCUGCGGACCGGAGCCAGGAGGUGGCUGUGCUCAACGGUGAGGUGAACAAAGCCCUGAAGCAGAAAUCAGACAUCGAGCACUAUCGGAACAAGCUGCGCCUCAAAGCCAAGAGGAAGGGAUAUUACGAUUUUCCGGCAGUAGAGACAAACAAGGCUCAGACGGAAAGAAAAAAGAUGUAUGAAAAAGCCCAAAAGGAAAUCGAGCACGUGUUGGAUCCAGACCCGGAACUGUGUGCGCCAUUCGCUGAGUCUAAGAGCAGGCAACAGACGAAGAACUCUGUCUACCGAAGCCGGCAGUCUCUGAAUAGCCCAAGUCCAGGGGAAACCGAGAUGGAUCUUCUGGUGACUCGGGAGCGACCCCGGCGUGGGAUUCGUAACAGUGGAUAUGACACAGAGCCUGAAAUCAUAGAGGAAACCAACAUUGACCGGGUUAAUGAGCCCCGCGGCUACGCCAGGUCGAGGCAGGCGAAAGGCCACUCCGAGACCUCCACGCUGAGCUCGCAGCCCUCCAUCGACGAGGUCAGGCAACAGAUGCACAUGCUGCUGGAGGAGGCCUUCAGCCUGGCGUCCGCGGGCCACGCAGGCCAAAGCCGGCACCAGGAGGCCUACGGCUCAACACAGCAUCUGCCCUACUCUGAGGUGGUGACCAGCGCUCCGGGGACCAUGACGCGGCCCAGGGCUGGGGUGCAGUGGGUGCCCACCUACCGUCCAGAAAUGUACCAGUACAGCCUGCCCCGGCCGGCCUACAGGUUUUCCCAGCUUCCCGAAAUGGUCAUGGGCUCUCCCCCUCCGCCGGUACCUCCCCGGACUGGCCCUGUGGCUGUUGCAUCUCUCAGGCGGUCCACCUCGGACGUCGGCAGCAAGACCAGGAUAGCUGAGUCCUCGGGGCCCGAGCCAGCCCAGCUACACGACAGCCCCUCCUUCGCGCACGUGUCCAGAGGCCCCGUGUCCGUGGCGCAGUUGGAUCAGUCGGCUUUAAAUUACUCAGGUAAUACGGUGCCGGCAGUGUUUGCCAUCCCAGCUGCCAACAGGCCGGGCUUCACCGGCUACUUCAUCCCGACGCCACCCUCGUCCUACAGGAACCAGGCCUGGAUGUCCUACGCUGGAGAGAAUGAGCUCCCAAGCCAGUGGGCCGAUUCGGUCCCCCUCCCAGGGUACAUAGAGGCCUACCCCCGGUCGCGUUAUCAGCAGAACUCUCCCUCCAGGCUCCCUCGCCAGUACAGCCAGCCGGCUGGCAUGCACCCCAGCUUGGAGCAGGCCCCUGUGCCCUCCACGGCAGCCUCCCAGCAGAGCCUGGCAGACAAUGACCCGUCCGACACACCCCUGACCAACAUCUCCACAGCAGCGCUUGUGAAGGCCAUCCGGGAAGAGGUGGCCAAGCUGGCCAAGAAACAGACGGACAUGUUUGAGUUCCAGGUCUAAUGCCUUAGCCCCAUGGGACUUCCAGACUCUGAGGAAAUAGUCUUCGGGUUUCUCAAGCCUCAUGUGUUGGAACUUGAGGCAUAGACAAUGGGUGAGUCUUUCUCAUCCUUAGUUUCUGCAAAGGUGAACAGUGGGGCUUCUGGGAAACAGAGGAAACUCUGGAAUGACUGGAUCCUCAGCUUAUUCAACUGAUUGUAUGUCAAGAAGUCCCUGCUUGGGACCGUAUGCUUGAUAUUCUGUUAUAUUAAAUGUUUGAACUGUGGGUACAUUUCCCUAUGGAGCCUUAGUCACGAGAGACACUAGCUAAUCUACAGAUUCCUGUCCAAUGCCACAUUUCAGUAAAUCACCAGGAGGAGGAGGACAUAGCUCUGUCUUUGGUGACCCCUGCAUGUUAACUCUGUCUCUGUGUUAAAGGCAAUGCAGGCGUGUGAUUAAGCACCAGACUGUACUCUCUCUCAUUCAGCCAUGACUGUAAUUGUUAAAAUCACCUCCAGUCUGUAAGGGAGGCACGGACUCCAGCCAAGAAACUUGAGUCCUUUUCUUUUUAAAGAUUCAUAUUCAAAGUCAGAUGCAUCGGAUGAAAGUCAGCGCUAUCGAUGACUGUACCUAUAAAUAGUCCUGAUCUCCCCCCACCUCCAUUAAUUAAACAAAGGCCAAGAAAGAGAGAAGAUGAGAGGGAAGGAUUGAUUUGUGUUGACAGGUUUUUGAAAAGGUAUUGCUUUACGGGAACUGGAGAACCCUGCAAGUUGGGGUGUAACUGAAAGAGCAGCGGCGCUAAGGGCAUUUAGGAUCUUGCAGAAGAAGAACACUUGGAGCUUUCUCUUUGCCCUGCAGUGAAGGUGGCCUGGAAAUGAAGCUUCUCUCUCUUUCGGGAUAACAGAUUCAUUGACUUUUACGAGAAAAUCUCUGUCUCUUCAACAGUGAUGUCCAGCCUGGGCUGCCAAGUGAUACAAAAGGAACUAGUCAUUGAUGACUGCCAGAGGCAGGAGUAGUGGAUCCACAGUCUCCCCAGCCUGCAGCCUCUGUUUAUAGAAGCUUCUGAAUGUAGAAAAUCUGUUGAAUUACAUUUAAAUGUAAAUAACAUUUUAAAAAGUGUAUGGAGUUAGCCAGUCCCCUCUCUCCCCAACCCCCUAUGGUUAAUGGACAGUAGAGGACAUUUGCUGAAAUGGCAGGACGGCCGACCUUGUGAGGGUGGCAUGGCAGAUCACCCCCACCCCCGCCAAGGCGAGUCAGCCUCCAGAGCUCUGGGUGGGCAGUGUCUCCCGGCCCUGAGGUACCUGCCACAGGUGCCUGUCAGCGCAAAGCAAAACCCUGCUGACUGCAGGUGGCCUUGGGGAGAAGACACUGGUCCCUUCACCAACUUUGGGAGCCACGCACGACGAUGAGGGCUCACUUGGCGUCUGUUGGAGAACGAGGCCCCGCCCUGCCUUCCCCCAAGAUCAUUCUCGCUUCAGCUGUUUCCAUCCCCUGAGCCCAUCUUUCCAUUCUCAUGAGUUUCUUUGGUCUUUACUGAGAGAAGGUGGAAAGUGAAAGGUUGAGAGAAGAGUAGGAGUGAAACUGAUUAGAAUGGGAGAUUUGAGGUCAAAGCACAGACUUUUCAAAGAAGCUGUUUUUAUUUCCCAAUGGCAAAUUGCUCUUUCUGAGAUGUUGUGUCAUGGAAUCCCCAAACAAGUCUCUUGUUCGGAUGAUAUUAGGUAGUGUCUUUUGGUAUGCUGAUUGAUCUUUCAUAGUGUUAGAUUUUUGUUACUUCAAAAAAAAUCAGCUAUAAAUAAAAUGUAUUUUUGUAAUUUCCACGUGUAUAUAUGGUAUAUUUCUACCAAUGGCCAGUUGUUGUAAUCCAAAACCUAAAUCAGCUUGCAAAACACUGUGGACAGUGCAAGAUUUUAUCAACAGAUUAACACAAUGCCUAAGUCUAUCCAAAUUGGUAUUCAAUGCACUUGAAUGAACAAAGAGCCAAAGAAACUCAGCCUUUCCAUGCAAAUGGUAUGAGUCUGAUAAAGUCAGCUACAUUGUCCCGCCUUAUCAAUAAUAUUAAUAUUUCAUCAGUGCAAUGACAUUCAACCCAGUACUUUGUCUACUUGGUAAAUGCCUGGAAAUAUUGUAUGUGAAAAUGAAGUUUUAAGACCUUAGUGUAAUUAAAAUAUAUGCACAUGCUUCCAAGACAGUGUCUGAGCUUUGGAUGUGCCAGUAACUGACGGAGAGUGAGCCAGCAGCCCCGGCUCGCUAAGAGGAUGGAGAAGGAAACCGCUGUGCUCUUUACAGAGCCCCGUGAAACACUGAGGGAGCCAACUGAGAUGACUAAAAAUAUAGCAUGCUUAAUCAGACACGCCCUCAAACUAGACACCACCAGUUUAAGAAAGUAUGUGGGAGGAAAACUUUAAAUUGAUGAGGUCAAUCUGUUCGUGUUUCCCCAUCAAUGGGGAGACGGAUGCCACUGUUUGAUAUUCUGUGACUAAGAUGUGGUCCCUUCUCUGAAGAGUCUCCUGACCUCAUGGAGGUGGCAGAUACGUGGACAGCUGGCUCAGAGAAAAGGCAAAUGGUCAAAAGUGCCUCGUGGAAGUUAAAAUAAAGUUCCAUGAGAGCUCAGGGGCUUUGUGUUCCUCAUGACCCUCCAGGCAGUUGAAGAAGCCACAAGGACCUAGAUGGCCUUGGAGAAGGAAGCCAAAGUCCCGAAAAGGGGACUGACCUGCCCGGGAAUUCCAGCCCAAGCCUGCUGAUGGAGGGGCCAGCUUGCUUUCCGUGCCACCAUGCCGCCUGCACACGUGUCUGGUGUUUGAACUAUGCUAGGAAGUUUAAAGAGCAGACACGGGUCAUAUGAGACAUUCCCUACGUUCUUGUGAAGAAAAAAGAUGGUAGAGUAGGUAAAGAACUUCAGAUAAGUGUACAGAGGAC
Molecule: messenger RNA, 9396 nt
Organism: Pteronotus mesoamericanus
Lineage: Eukaryota; Metazoa; Chordata; Mammalia; Chiroptera; Mormoopidae
Product: KIAA1549 like
Exons: 21
Coding region: 1-6504 (2167 amino acids)
Source: RefSeq, a predicted model, not a curated record